AUGGUAAGAAAGGGGUUAUCUACUGGCCGCCUUUCCACACAAAUAUCCGGCGACCGCCCGUGGAUUCGUGUCAGCCGCACUGGUGACACACGCCACGUCAUCCAAUGUAUUCGCCGCCCAUACCACAUUCUUCACUGUCAAAGAGGACUGUCUCGUCGCCAAAAGUAUGGCACAAUCCUGUUUCUUAUCGUGUGCAUUGUCCGGUUGCUUGGUACUCCACACGAAUCCGGCGGUGCCCGUCGCGGAGCCAUCUGUCCAUCCGAAUGA
Molecule: messenger RNA, 267 nt
Organism: Caenorhabditis remanei
Lineage: Eukaryota; Metazoa; Nematoda; Chromadorea; Rhabditida; Rhabditidae
Exons: 1
Coding region: 1-267 (88 amino acids)
Source: RefSeq, a predicted model, not a curated record